AUGGCACAGAAAAGAUCACAUCCAGAAGUUAUGCCAACGAUUCCAGAAACCUUCCACUCGGCGAAAAUCCACGAACAAACCUCCUCCUUCAUCGGCUGUUUCUCGCCCACACUCUCGGCCCCUGUUCUGCAACGGGUACCAGAGUUUCGCACAGCGACACACAGAAUUGCAGCAUGGCGCAAGCCCUCGCGCCAGAAAUCUCUGGAUCCAGCCAAACCGCUUUUUGACGCUAGUCACGAUGACGACGGCGAGUCGUGGGCAGGCACCCGUCUUGCACGCGUGCUGAAUGACACGCAGGUCGUCGGCACCGUUGUAGUAGCACGCUGGUACGGUGGCCAAAACAUCGGGCCUGUAAGGUUUACGCACAUUGAGAAUUGUGCCAAGGAAGCGAUCUGGAAGUGGAAGGUUGCGACGGCAGAAGCCGAGAAGGAGGGGGCGGCGAAGAAGCAGAAGAUGAAUGAUGAGGCGAAGAAGAAAGAGUUGAUAGAAGAGUUGACACAGAGGGAUCAUAGUAUUUUUGCCCUUAGGAAGUUGCUAGCGGAAAAGAAGGCGCGGCUGAGUGGGGAGGAGACAGUACCAGUCACGCCGCAGAAGGGGAUGGAGUAUGCCAAGACGGGAGUGGACGUAUUGAAGAGGUUGGAUAAAGCGAGAGAUGCGACGAUCGCAGCGAUUUUGAAACAAAUGGACAAGGCGGAUGAGGACUUGAAGUUGCUGGAGGGACUGGAUGAUGAUGCGCUGGGAGAUGUUGAAGGAAUCAUUACGCCAGAGAUCCAGCCUGAUGAGUUGGAUAAAGUCGCAAAGGCGCCGAGUGCAGAUGUUCAGGACACCGCUGACAGUACCAAGGAGGACACGAAGGGAGAGGUUGUGUCCCACGAUCCAGUCGACACGAAUGGUUGA
Molecule: messenger RNA, 897 nt
Organism: Ascochyta rabiei
Lineage: Eukaryota; Fungi; Ascomycota; Dothideomycetes; Pleosporales; Didymellaceae
Exons: 1
Coding region: 1-897 (298 amino acids)
Biological process (GO): regulation of translational initiation
Cellular component (GO): cytoplasm
Source: RefSeq, a predicted model, not a curated record